AUCAGAGGUACAUUUACAUCUCUAAUAGAAUGACAUUGUUGGCAGCUCAGUCUUACUGCAGAACAUAUUAUACUGAUCUGGCCAGUGCUAGAAAUGCAACAGAGAACUCAAUUAUAGCAGGACUGAACCCUAGCUUGGUUUGGAUUGGUCUGUUCAGAGACUCCUGGAAGUGGACAGACAAUACCAGCUUCUCCACCAUCAGCUGGAUGUCUGGAAAACCUGAUAAUGCUCUGGGGAAUGAAAACUGUGGUUAUAUAAAUAAUGGUCAGACUGCUGAUGCACAGUGCUCAGACAUAAUGCCUUUCUACUGUUACUCAGCAAUCGAAAGACAAAUUGUAAGGGUGAAGGUUCAGUCAAGUCAAGAUGUGAAUGAUCCUGCACUAAAGGAGGCCAUGUUGGAGCAGAUCAAGCAGAAGCUAAAGGAUCAUGGGAUGGCAGAGAACAUCACAGUGAAAUGCAAAGAGAAACCAGAUGGAAAUGUGUUUUACAAGGAGAAAAAUAAUUAAAGUACAGGAUAAGAAUAGCUCUAGUCUGUUUCUCAAAUUAUAAAGAUCUAUAUUAUAAUAGUAUAUAGUGUAAGUUAUAUGUGCAUUAUA
Tachysurus fulvidraco (yellow catfish) is the source of this 596-nucleotide messenger RNA. RefSeq names its product C-type lectin-like. NCBI's taxonomy places the organism in Eukaryota, Metazoa, Chordata, Actinopteri, Siluriformes, Bagridae. Bases 30 to 506 code for a protein of 158 amino acids. The transcript has 3 exons. The record is from RefSeq and is a predicted model, not a curated record.